This is a messenger RNA of Magnolia sinica, 2352 nucleotides long. RefSeq names its product C-terminal binding protein AN-like. The record is from RefSeq and is a predicted model, not a curated record. Lineage: Eukaryota; Viridiplantae; Streptophyta; Magnoliopsida; Magnoliales; Magnoliaceae. The coding region runs from base 114 to 2066 and encodes 650 amino acids. The transcript has 7 exons. Gene Ontology annotation, biological process: microtubule cytoskeleton organization. Gene Ontology annotation, molecular function: NAD binding.
ACAGCGGUAAAGAGAGAGGGAGAGGGGAGGGGAGGGGAGGAGAAACGAAGAGAACAAUUACAUACAGGUAAAAGAGGACAGGCUUUCAGUGGAACAGCAGAUCGGGAUCUGAGAUGGAAUUCGGAGUGAGUCACAAAAGACCGAUGCACCGGCACCCCGACCCGGCAAACCCGCCCGAGUCGACUCGGCCGCUCCCACUCGUCGUCUCCCUCAACUGCCUCGAGGACCCCACCCUCGAGCAGGAUUCCCUCUCCGGCCUCGCCGCCGUCGAACACGUGUCCCUGGCCCGCAUCGCCGAGGGCCGGAUCGAGUCUGCCGCUGCUGUCCUCCUCCACUCCCUCGCCUUCCUCCCCCGCGCCGCUCAGCGCCGCCUCCGCCCUUCGCAGCUCGUCCUCUGCCUCGGCUCCUCCGACCGCGCCGUCGACUCGGCGCUCGCCGCUGAUCUCGGCCUCCGGCUCGUCCACGUCGACGCCAGCCGCGCCGAGGAGGUCGCCGACACCGUGAUGGCACUCUUCCUCGGCCUACUCCGUCGGACCCACCUCCUAUCCCGGCACGCGUUCUCGGCCUCCGGAUGGCUCGGGUCACUGCAGCCGCUCUGCCGUGGGAUGCGCCGGUGCAGGGGUUUGGUGCUCGGGAUCGUUGGCAGAUCUGCUUCUGCGCGGUCACUGGUUACGAGGAGCCUGGCCUUCAAGAUGAGUGUACUUUAUUUCGAUGUCCAUGAGGAAAAAGGAAAAUCCGGACGGCAUUCAAUUACAUUUCCAUCCGCUGCUCGAAGGAUGGAUACACUCAAUGAUUUACUUGCUGCAAGCGACCUGGUUUCACUCCAUUGUGCUUUAUCAAAUGAAACUGUCCAGAUCAUCAACGGAGAAUGCCUGCAGCACAUAAAACCUGGGGCAUUUCUCGUGAAUACAGGUAGCAGUCAGCUAAUAGAUGAUUGCGCUCUUAAACAGCUUUUGAUUGAUGGAACUAUUGCUGGUUGCGCAUUGGAUGGCGCUGAAGGGCCGCAAUGGAUGGAAGCAUGGGUAAGGGAGAUGUCGAAUGUGUUGAUACUCCCCCGAAGUGCAGAUUAUAGCGAAGAAGUAUGGAUGGAGAUAAGGGAGAAAGCCGUUUCUAUGUUGCAAGCAUUCUUCUUUGAUGGGGUAUUUCCAAAGAAUGAUGUCUCUGAUGAGGAUGAGGCAAAAAGUGAAACCGGGUACAAAGAUGAGCGACUUGAGAAACGAGAGAAAGAAAAUGCUUUGCAGGUUUGCGACGAUGAGCAGUUGACAGAUGAAAGUCAAUUUAGUCCAGAAAAUAGCCAAAAACCAAGUUACUAUCAACUGGUGGAGUCCCAUGCUCAGUCUCAAGGUUCGGUUCUUUCUCAAAAUACUAUCACCCCUUCUGAGGGAAGGCGCAGCAGGUCAGGUAAGAAGGGUAAAAAGAGGCCAGCUCGCCGUAAAUCCCAACAAAAGUCGGAUGAUCCAUCUGCAUUAGAAGGAGACAGCAACUGUACUUCACAGCGAGACGAUGAUACUGCUAUUAGUGGCAGAGAUCAAGUGUUGAGUUCCAGUUCUCGUUUUGCUUCCCCAGAAGAUUCUAGAAAUAGGCAAACUUGUGCUGUUGAAUUGACUCCGGAGUCAAGUUCUGAAAAGCAGGUGAAAUUAAGUGGGCUCAAUAGAAAAUCUGGUGAACUGCUGAAAGAUGGGUUCGUUAUAGCUUUACAUGCAAGAGAUCGACCUGGGUUUCAUGUGUCCAGGCAACGAGUGCCUGGUGGUGGCUGGUUCUUGGAUACCAUGUCUAAUGUCACGAAAAGGGAUCCUGCUGCACAGUUCCUUGUCACCUUUAGAAGCAAGGAUACAAUUGGUUUACGAUCUUUUGCUGCUGGUGGGAAAUUACUGCAGAUAAAUAGAAGGAUGGAAUUUGUAUUUGCAAGUCACAGCUUUGAUGUGUGGGAAAGUUGGAAGUUGGAAGGUUCUUUGUUGGAGUGUAGACUUGUCAACUGUAGAAAUCCCUUGGCUGUGUUGGAUGUACGCAUUGAGAUUCUGGCAGCUGUUGGUGAAGAAGAUGGAGUAGCUCGCUGGCUCCAUUAGGGUCCGGAGUAACAUAUACCCCUCUCGUGUCGUCAUCUUUUCGUCUUUGUAUUCCUCUCAGACCAUGUAAAGCAUUCAAUUUUGAUUAUCUUGUUGAAAUGGGGUGAACCUGCGGGCUCUGUGUGUUGUGGUUUUCCAGUUUAGAGAUUUCUCUUUGAAACUCUUGCCUAGGCUGGUGAGAUGUUGUAUCUCUACUUUCUUAACCAAGUUGUGAUUGAUUUAAAAGGAAAUGUUAUAUCUUAAACAGCUUCCAUUUGCAUUCUAUCCGAGUUGGGUAUCUUUGGAA